AUGAGAGUCAAGAUUAUCGGCGGUAAAAACAACUUCUGGCUCUGGACCAAGAAAGAUGGCUUCGAUCUUACCCAUCCACCAGCUCCAGAUUCACCACCGAUCUACCCCCGAAUCACUCUGAACACACGCGCUGAGAAAGCCACCAUCGACCCUGCAAAAACUGCUCUUGUCGUCGUUGACAUGCAGAACUAUUUCUUGUCGCCCCUUCUCGGCCGUCCUCCCAAAAGCCCUGGCCUAGAGAUCGUCAACAAACUCGUCAAACAGGUCAUUCCUGUGUGUCGCAGGGCUGGCAUACCAGUUGUGUGGCUGGGCUGGGGCAUUAAAGACAGCGACCUAGACGACAUGCCUCCGAGCAUCGCAAGGGGAUUCGACUUUCCUCUCGAUAAGAACUUUGUCAAACCCACAUUCCUGGGAGGUAUCGGAGCUGAGAUCGGAAAAGUCAAGUGUGAAGACGGAACACUCAUCGACGCGGGUAGAGUCAUGAUGCGAGAUCAGUGGAACACCGAGUUACAUCACAGUCUGAAGCGAAUCGCAGAACCACAAGACAUGUUCAUCAACAAGAAUCGACUUUCUGGUUUCUGGGGAGGAACUGGUAUUGAAGACACACUACGUAAGCGAGGCGUUGCAACGUUGCUGUUUGCGGGGGAGAAUACGGAUCAGUGCGUCUCUGAGACUAUUCGAGACGCUUACACUAAGGGCUGGGAUUGUUUAAUGCUCAGUGAUGCUUGUGCAACAACGAGUCCUGAGUUUGCCAAGAAGUGCACUGAGUAUAACUGUGAAGGAGGCUGGGGCUUUGUGUUGAGUUGCGAGGACUUGGCUGAUGGGGUGGAUGCUAUGGAUCAAGGAGUCUAG
Molecule: messenger RNA, 852 nt
Organism: Fusarium musae
Lineage: Eukaryota; Fungi; Ascomycota; Sordariomycetes; Hypocreales; Nectriaceae
Exons: 1
Coding region: 1-852 (283 amino acids)
Source: RefSeq, a predicted model, not a curated record